Messenger RNA from Polyodon spathula (Mississippi paddlefish), 1437 nucleotides. It is a transcript of the gene wdr74, whose product is annotated as WD repeat domain 74. Gene Ontology annotation, cellular component: nucleolus; preribosome, large subunit precursor. The record is from RefSeq and is a predicted model, not a curated record. Bases 116 to 1342 code for a protein of 408 amino acids. Lineage: Eukaryota; Metazoa; Chordata; Actinopteri; Acipenseriformes; Polyodontidae. The transcript has 11 exons. Gene Ontology annotation, biological process: ribosomal large subunit biogenesis. Gene Ontology annotation, molecular function: protein binding.
CUGGCCGGGCCGGUUCUUGCGGUGGCACCGGGCGUGGGUGUGGGUUUUGUUUUCGCGUGGAAGAGCGGCGUGGGGCGGCGGGUCCGAGUUCGGAGCAGUUCGGAGCAGUUCGGAGAUGGCGGAGAGCAGUCGGCUGUGUUCGGUUUGGGUCGGAUCCGAAACCGGAAUUCUGAAGGGAGUGGACCUGGCUAAGAAGCAGGCGUUUAACUACAGUGAUCUCUCCACGCUGAGCAGAGACCAGGAGGUCACCGCCCUCUGCUGGGGGGAUGACUUUGAGUCAGAGGUGCUGGUGGGCUCUGUAAACAGGACAGUGAAGACUUUCAGCACUGAGAAGAGCCGCUUCACUGAAUUCAGACACUGUCCCGGGGGAGAGGGGCCCUUCAGGGGGCUGGCGGUGUGGAACAGCUCUCUGAUCACCUGUGUGGAGUCUGGUUUGUUGAAAGUCUGGAAGGAGGGAUCACUAGACAGUGUUGAGAUUCCCGUGGGCCCCGACGUGUAUAGGAUGCGUCAGAGCCCGUCGCAGUGCCACCGUGUGGCCACCGGGGGGAAGGCGAACGACUUGAAGAUCUGGGACCUGCAGCGACCGGAGGAGCCCGUGUUCCGAGCGAAAAACGUUCGUAACGACUGGCUGGACCUACAGGUCCCUGUGUGGAUUCGGGACGUGCAGUUCAUCCCUGGGUCAGACAAGGUCGUGACCUGCACAGGGUACCAUCAGGUUCGUGUGUACGACCCCGCCUCCCCACAGAGACGCCCCGUCCUGGAGGUGGAGUACGAGGAAUACCCCCUCACUGCCCUGUCACUCACGGCCGACGCAAAUUCUGUAGUCGUUGGAAACACACACGGGCAGGUCGCCAUCAUUGAUCUUAGACAAGGUCGGUUGCUAAGGUGUUUGAAGGGUUUUGCUGGCAGUGUUCUCUCUCUGCAGUGUCACUCGUCGCUCCCCCUGGUGGCCUCCUGUGGUCUCGACAGGUUCCUGCGGGUUCACAACACCCAGGACCGGCAGCUCCAGCACAAGGUGUAUCUCAAAUCCAGGCUCAACUGCCUGCUGUUCUCAAGCCAGGACAAGCUGCAGGCUGACGGAGAGACGGCGCUCCAGGACGGAGUGAAGGAGGAAGAUGUGGAGGAGGAGGAGGAUGAGGUUUGGGCCGACAUGCCCACCGUGACGGACAGAGCUGGGGGGGGCAAGAGGAGGAACGAGAGCGAGGGGGAACCGCAGCGCGGCGCAGCCCCCAGGAGAACGGGGAAGACAAAUAGCGCGACACAGGCCAAGAAAACCAAGGGGAACACAACUGGUGUGACACAGGGCAAGAAAACUAAAAGGAAACUCAGAGCCAGCUCUUGAGAGACCAGAAUCCCUCCAGGGAGGGAAAUAAGACUUCCGCUGCACAGCAGUGUGAUCCAGUCCUGCUUUCACUAGGAGUUUAAUAAUGAGACUCC